AUGUUCUCGACAUUACAACGGCUUGCCGCCGUCGCCCUUGUUGGGGUUGACGUCGCAAAUGCAGCCUUUAGCGUCGCGUCAGUCGCCGACAUCAAAAAGACAGCAGCCGACAUCGCAUUCGACAUGAUGCAAUACUACAAAGGGAACUUGACGGGACAAACACCAGGAAUUCUUCCCGGCCCUCCUCCAGCCGGUGAUUACUAUUGGUGGGAAGCAGGAGCAAUGUGGGGGACUUUGAUCGACUACUGGAGGUUUACUGGCGACGAGUCAUACAAUGAAGUUACCACCCAAGCCCUUCUCUGGCAAGUCGGUCCAGGACAGGAUUAUAUGCCACCCAACGUCACGGCAUCCCUAGGCAACGAUGAUCAGGGCUUCUGGGGAAUGACGGCAAUGACAGCCGCCGAAAACAACUUCCCCGAUCCGCCACCCGAUCAACCACAAUGGCUGGGCCUCGCUCAGGCUGUCUUCAAUACACAAGCACACCCUGACAGACACGACGAGACCUGCAACGGUGGAUUGCGAUGGCAGAUUCCCCCGCUCAACAACGGAUAUAACUACAAGAACAGCAUUGCCAAUGGCUGCUUCUUUAACCUCGGCGCAAGACUGGCGCGCUACACCGGCAACAAGACGUACGCCGACUGGGCCGAAAAGACGUGGGACUGGAUGAGGGGUGUUGGGCUCAUGGACGACGAUUACAACAUCCACGACGGCGCCCACGUCGAAAAGAACUGCACCGAUGUCAACGGCGCUCAGUUCUCCUAUAACUUUGGCGUCUUUACCCUCGGUGCCGCUCACAUGUACAACUACACCGACGGCUCCCCCGUUUGGAAAGACCGCCUCGACAAGCUCGUCAACGCCACCCUCGUCCGCUUCUUCCCCGAAAAGAUCGCCUACGAACCCGCCUGCGAAGACGGCAUGACGUGCACAACCGACAUGCUCUCCUUCAAGGGCUACGUGCACCGCUGGCUCUCCACCACCACGCAAAUCGCGCCACACACGGCCCCUAUCAUCCUGCCCGUACUCAAGGUAUCGGCCGAAGCCGCCGUCCAGACUUGCACCGGCGAAGCAAGCGGCCGUAUGUGCGGGUUCAACUGGAGGAAGAAGAAAUACGACGGCAGUCAUGGCGUGGGACAGCAGAUGAAUGCACUGGGGGCGGUUUCUGCACUACUGAUCAAUCAGCAAGGGACCAAAGCGCCGGUGACGAAUACUACCGGUGGCACCAGCAAGGGGAAUCCGAAUGCGGGAAGCCAGAGCGAUAGCUUUGGAGCGCAUAACAGGCCGAUAUCGACGGCGGAUAGGGCGGGCGCGGGAAUUGUGACGUUCUUGUUGUCGGCGGGUGCGUUGGGCACGUUUGCGUGGAUGGGCCUUGGUAAAUAG
This is a messenger RNA of Sordaria macrospora k-hell, 1377 nucleotides long. RefSeq lists its product as uncharacterized. Gene Ontology annotation, molecular function: mannan endo-1,6-alpha-mannosidase activity. The record is from RefSeq and is a predicted model, not a curated record. Gene Ontology annotation, biological process: fungal-type cell wall biogenesis; carbohydrate catabolic process. Lineage: Eukaryota; Fungi; Ascomycota; Sordariomycetes; Sordariales; Sordariaceae.